Molecule: messenger RNA, 2097 nt
Organism: Notolabrus celidotus (New Zealand spotty)
Lineage: Eukaryota; Metazoa; Chordata; Actinopteri; Labriformes; Labridae
Gene: slc38a12
Product: transmembrane protein 104
Exons: 10
Coding region: 335-1816 (493 amino acids)
Source: RefSeq, a predicted model, not a curated record
UUACCGGAAAUGAACGCGUACAUCCGGGUUAGCUUCACAGCCCUUCACGCUGGCAGGUCAGCUGUUAUUUACUUUACUGCUUCAGUUAGCUGAGCGGUAAAGCGUUUUUAACCUAUGGAGAAGUGUUUUUCAUUCAGCUAUAGGUUCAAACAAACUCACCUUUGACUGACUCAGCGGAGGACCUCAUGUUAUCCCGGGGCUGAGGGUUUUUUUCCGGGUAUUCUGCUAGCUAGUGAGGGUGACAGUUUGGGGCAUCCUGCUAGCCUAGCAGCUAAAAGAGGCUAAGAAGAAGAAAGAGAGGAAAGGAGGUGAGAAGAAACCAGCGUCGUCAGCCAUGGCGGGCGGAAUCACCGACACCGGGGAUCCCUACUCCCCAUUUGUGGGGCUGGUGUACAUGUUCAACCUGAUCGUAGGCACAGGAGCUCUGACGAUGCCUCGAGCCUUCGCUACAGCCGGCUGGGUCGUCAGUAUAGCGCUCAUCUCCUUUUUGGGAUUCAUGAGCUACAUGACCACCACGUUCGUGAUCGAGGCGAUGGCAUCGGCGAACGCUCAGCUGCGCUGGAAGAGGAGGGAGCAGGAGGAGAUUGAUGACAGCGACUCCACCUCUGAGUACUCUGACGAUGACAUCAUGGCCCGGGGUCGAUCGGAGCCGGAGACGAGGCCCAUCCUAUCAGUCCAGAGAUCUGGAGGUCACGCGGAUCAGUUUGACAUCGUGGAGCGGGUUGAGAUGGGUCAGAUGGCCUCCAUGUUCUUCAACAAAGUUGGCGUCAACAUGUUCUACAUCUGCAUCAUCGUCUAUCUGUACGGAGACCUGGCCAUCUACGCCGCAGCUGUGCCAAUCUCUUUGAUGGAGGUCGCCUGUGGAAACCACUCCUGCAGCGCCGGAAGUGUGAAGUACAACGACACAGACCCGUGCUGGGGUUCAGUCACCAGGAAAGACGCGUAUCGGGUGUUUCUGAGCAUCUUCACCGUCCUGUUGGGGCCUUUCACCUUCUUCAGUGCCCAGAAGACCAAAUAUCUCCAGAUUCUCACCUCACUCAUGCGCUGGUUGGCCUUCACCAUGAUGAUCAUCUUGGCUCUUAUCCGUAUUGGUAAAGGCACCGGUGAGGGUCACCCACCAAUCGCCUCCCUCUCCGGGGUGCCCAACCUGUUCGGGGUGUGCGUCUACUCCUUCAUGUGUCAACACUCCUUGCCCUCCCUGGUGACGCCCAUCUCCGAUAAGAAGCAUGUUGGGAAACUGGUGUUGGCAGACUACACCCUGAUCCUGCUAUUCUACGUGCUCCUGUCCUUCACCGCCAUCUUCUGCUUCGACAGCUCCCUGCUGCACGACAUGUACACCCUUAAUUUCACCGACAACUGCGAUGUGUUGAAUAUUCCCUUCCUGCGCUACUUCCUGGGCCUGUUCCCGGUCUUCACCAUCAGCACCAACUUCCCAAUCAUCGCCGUCACGCUUCGCAACAACUGGAAGACCCUGUUCCACCGGGACGGGGGCACCUACCCUUGGGUGGUGGACCGUGUUGUGUUCCCCCUCAUCACACUGGUGCCUCCGAUUGUGGUGGCUUUCUGCACCCACAACUUGGAGUCCCUGGUGGGCAUUACGGGAGCGUACGCCGGCACGGGGAUCCAGUACAUUGUCCCAGCUUCUCUCGUCUUUUACUCGCGACGCCACCUGGAACCCGUGGUGGGCAGGGAUGCGGUUAACAAGCACCGGUCUCCCUUCCGUCACUCUUGUUGGGUGUGGUUUGUUUGGCUGUGGGCUGCCUCCUGCCUCAUGUUUGUCACAGCCAACAUCAUCCUAAACGACACCAAGAACUGAGAACUCACUGAUCCAAAAACUCUCUGUAUGUUUGGCCAGUUUCCUUGUCCCGACACGAGGCCUUACUCGCUGCUGGAUGGACAGUGUGCCUUUUUAUGGAACUUUUGUUGCAUCAAUUAAAUGUAAUUAAGAGUAAUUUAUCAAAUUUUGUUGAAAGGGACCAAAUAUUGAGUGUUUUUGUUCCAUCAUGAGAGCUGGAACAGUGUAUGAAAACAGUAAAAGGGAACUAAAACAAGUGAUUUAUUGAAAUUAUAUUUUGUUAAAUAAACAGUCUAUAGUCA